GAUGGGUAAUGAUGCUUUGUGGGUGUCAGUUGUUGAUGUGUGCAGAGGGUUCCUGGUUCGAGCCCGGGUAGAGGGGACAGACAAAAUGUAUACUGUUACAUAUAGCUAAGUAUCGUUACUCAUUGUGUAUUUAUUCUUUGUUAUCAUCUUUCUAUUAUUGUUCUAUUUUUCUCUCUGCAUUGUGGGAAGGGCCCCGUAAGUAAGCAUUUCACUGUUAGUCUACACCUGUUUACAGUGAAUAAUGCAAUUAUUAAUUCAUUGGUAUUGCUCAUUUCAUACAAAUUGUAUUAGUUCUGUUAUUUUAAAGGCUAGUUGUCUAAUGUAAUUAGCCUGCCAUUAGGUUACAAUGUCUUCGAGAGUGAUAGCGAAUGUUAUAUACUUAUCUGCAGUUGUGAAAUAACUAAUGAGCACUAAUGAGCACCUUAGAAAGCUCUAACACAAUGAAUGACAUGUUUUACUUUGAGUUUUUUGGACAGGCGGUAACCAUGGCUUCCCGAGCUGGACCUCGAGCUACUGGCACAGAUGGAAGUGACUUUCAGCACCGCGAGAGAGUGGCCUCACACUACCAGAUGAGUGUCGCCCUCAAGUCAGAGAUCCGUAAGCUGAACAUCGUCCAUGUUCUGAUCUGGCUCCUCUUAGCUGCCCAGGUGACAGUGAGCCAGCUGAACCUAGUGUCCCACAGUGUGGUGGCUGCUCCCUACCAGUGGGAGUACCCCUACCUGCUGAGUAUCAUCCCCUCCCUCUUCAGCUUCAUGGCCCUGCCCAAAAACAACAUCAGCUACCUGGUGAUCUCCAUGAUCAGUGCUGGCCUCUUCUGCAUAGCGCCGCUCAUCUACGGGGGCAUGGAGAUGUUCCCAGUGGCCCAGCAGCUGUACCGCCACGGCAAGGCCUACCGCUUCAUCUUCGGCUUCUCUGCCGUGUCCGUCAUGUACCUGGUGAUGGUGAUCGCGGUGCAGGUGCACGGCUGGCAGAUCUACUACAGCAAGAAGCUGCUGGACGCCUGGUUCACCUCCACACAAGACAAGAAGAAGAAAUGAGGACAGAGGACUAAAUUAUUUAAACAACUGACAAGGAAUGACUAUUGCUGCCUGCCACUGUCUGACACCACUUCUAGGCCCAUCUUCCAUCUAUAUUUGAAUUCUACAUCCCCAUCUCGCCAUCCCUAAUUGAUAGUUGUAGGACUAAUUGGAAUACUCAGCAGGCUGUCCUGUCGUCUUCCUGGUAAACCCUCUAACCUCCAUUAUCUCAUCUCCUGGCUCUGGAGCCUGUGGACAGAUUAAGACUUGAGUUGUCUAUCUGAGACUCCAGGGUUUAAUGUUGACCUGUCCUGCUGCCUUUAGAAACCCAUCCUCUUAUAUCUCAUCCUGAUCUAUGGAGCUGGCUGCCAUAAACUGUCCUGCAAGGGAUAGUACGCUAGUUACUGUAUCUCCAGUCUUAGACAUAUGUUCCAAUUAUCUCUCCUUUCUCCACAAGGUUGCACUUGUUCACUGAUUUGAAAGGGAAUGACUGGAAUAAUAAAUAUGGUAGAAACUCCCACUAGACCAGGGAUAGGCACCUUUGAUGGGGUGGGGACCACAAAACAUCUGAACUCAUCAUGCCGCAGUAGCUCGCGGGUCUACCUAACCUUGGGGCGGCAGGUAGCCUAGUGGUUAGAGCGUUGGAUAAGUAACCGAAAGGUUGCAAGAUCAAAUCCCGAGCUGACAAGGUAAAAAUCUGUUGUUCCGCCCCUGAACAAGGCAGUUGUUGAACAAGGCAGUUGUUCAGGUGCACUGUUCCUACGCCGUCAUUGAAAAUAGACUUUGUUCUUAACUGACUUGCCUGGUUAAAUAAAGGUUAAAUAAAUAAACUCAUCCAUACCCACACAUACAGUCAGAGCCGACCCUAGCCUUUUGGGUGCCCCAAGUGGAAUUUUGUGUGUGUGUGUCCCACCUUGCGAGCACAAAGUUUUAGCGCCCCCCCCCCCCCCCCAAUGACAAUGGAGAGGGAAAAAAGUAUGUUUUCAUUUCCUGAUAUUCUACACAAUUUGCCAUGGUGAGGAUAGAUUUUGUAACUAAACUAAUUUCAUGGAAUUCUAAUAAUUUGCAAUUGGGUGGAGAGAAAUGUGUAGUUUUUCAGCUAAUUUCUUGAAAUUUCUCACCCAACUAUAGGAUGGAGAGAAAUGUUUGCAGUUUUUAUUAUGAUAUCUGAGUGAGCAUGACCCUCCCCAGUUGGUAAUUCGACCAUGAUUACUACAAGUUUAGAUCGCUGGCUAGACUAUUUUACCAGUCUAAACAAAUGUUUGCUGACAUGGGCUAAUUGAGUGACUCUCAAGUGACUGACAUUACAAGAGAGAAACUGCUGAUGCACAACCAAACAUUGAAAUUGCACCUUGUGUUUUCUACUAUUCUAACGUUCAACAAGUUAGAGAACCCAACUGAGUUCCUCAUUCUUUUCCUUUCAUUUUUGGAAAUGUUUUUGCGGGCCUACACCAGACCAGCAGUUCACCAUCCCUGCUAUGAACAGUGCCUCUGCGAAAUUUUAGAUUUGUGGGUGAAAUAGUGAACGAGUGUACACUUCAGGAGGCAGGCGUUAUAAUUGGGACAUACCCAAGACUAGAUCAGGGCAUGAUGUGGCCUUAAAGAGAGGAGCCAUCCAGAGCUGAACGGAAAGGGUUAAGAGAAAGGCAAGAGCAGUGGUCAGAUUGCAUCCAUAUGGCUGUGUGCUGCUGUCAAUGCACAUUUUCAUGUUGACAGCACUCAACAAUUCAAUUGUUUCUAAAUGAGAUGUACAUUGUUAAAUAACAAUAAAUGGCUAUGCUGUAGCAGUUUUGCGUA
Molecule: messenger RNA, 2813 nt
Organism: Oncorhynchus kisutch (coho salmon)
Lineage: Eukaryota; Metazoa; Chordata; Actinopteri; Salmoniformes; Salmonidae
Product: protein jagunal homolog 1-B
Exons: 2
Coding region: 414-1037 (207 amino acids)
Biological process (GO): endoplasmic reticulum organization; vesicle-mediated transport; granulocyte colony-stimulating factor signaling pathway
Cellular component (GO): endoplasmic reticulum membrane
Source: RefSeq, a predicted model, not a curated record